UCAUCAUCGCAGCAUCCACCCGGGGUGGCGGCGUACUUGGUCAGUGGUGGCUCCAUCCCGCAAGACUGAGAAACAGAGGGAAUUUUAAGCAGCUGAGGUCGCAAGAAGAAGGCGGCAACAAAGUCAUCCGACAUGAGCUUGGGAGCAGCGUGCAUUUUCUUGCGAGGCGGGAAAAAUAUCGCAAGAGAACUGGCAGAUGAGGAGAUAGACGAGCUGCGCGACGCCUUCAAUGAGUUCGACAAGGACAAGGACGGCCUGAUCAGCUGCAAGGACCUGGGCAACCUGAUGAGGACGAUGGGCUACAUGCCCACCGAGAUGGAGCUCAUCGAGCUGAGCCAAAACAUCAACAUGAACCUUGGUGGCAGAGUGGACUUUGAGGACUUUGUAGAUCUGAUGGCACCCAAACUUCUGGCGGAAACAGCCGGCAUGAUUGGCGUGAAGGAGCUGAAAAACGCCUUCAAAGAGUUCGACGCGGACGGCGACGGCGAGAUCACCACAGAAGAGCUGCGGUCAGCCAUGAUUAAGUUAAUGGGAGAGCACAUGAGCAGGAGAGAGAUCGACGCCAUCGUCAAAGAAGCCGACGACAACGGGGACGGCACGGUCGACUUCGAAGAGUUUGUCAGGAUGAUGUCGCAUAAAUGACAACCGAGGCCGACUGACGACAACUUUGAAACCUCUGCAAAUGCGCAGCAUUUGUCCAUUCCAUUAACUGUUUAUUUUGUAGUUAUUCAAGGGGGUGAAAAGAUCAUUUUGGUUGUAUCUACAGCAAAACCUCAAAUCGAACUAAAAUUAAAUAUCUCAAACUGAGAUAGUUCUUCUUACCAGGCGGUUUUUGUGUAAGAGCAUGCCAGCCUUCCCAGUUCACAUGGAUAUUUGACUACUAAAGCCGUCAAUGGCAGUGAAAGUGUUAACUUAGUACAAACAUUUUUUUUCUUUAAAAAUCUUAAUAGGGUGUUAUUCAGAUUUUAUUACUGAGUAAAUUGAGUUGAAAAUGAUACUGUAAUUCCAUAGGUGUAGGUAGUGUAAAUACACUAGUUUUAAGACACUUAAGACAAUAUCAUCAUUACUGUAGACAAUACAGCUACUUCUUUCAUGAGUGGAUAAAAAUACAAAAAACAUCUUAUUCAAGAUACCGCAUUUCCCCCGAUAUUGGACAAAUCAGGAAGUAGUGGUAUAGUUAAGUAUUACAUUAACUAGUGAUCUGCUGAGCUGAGCCCAUUUGAACCCCGUUGCUAACCAAAACAGCAGCACCUGCAUAAACAGAUAAGACCCGCAGAUGAAUUUAAGGGGAAACUUACUCCAAAAAAUAAAAGUAAAUAAGAUCCCUGUGAGGUAUGAAUGACUUUUAAUAAUUAACAGCCACUAGUUGCAUGACACGGUAGCUGCCAAGCGUAGCAAAUAAUAUUCAGCAAAAGUAACAUUCAAAUGUACUUUUUGCACAGCAAAGCCCCACCCAUAAACAACCAACUUGCGUAACAUUCUGUUGUAUAAUAAAACACUACGAUGUUCGAUGGAUGUCCCUCAGAUGAGAUUUGAGAAAAAAAUAAAAUAAACAAUGCCGUCAAACAU
Phycodurus eques (leafy seadragon) is the source of this 1569-nucleotide messenger RNA. RefSeq names its product calcium-binding protein 5-like. Gene Ontology annotation, molecular function: calcium ion binding. NCBI's taxonomy places the organism in Eukaryota, Metazoa, Chordata, Actinopteri, Syngnathiformes, Syngnathidae. Bases 133 to 642 code for a protein of 169 amino acids. The transcript is spliced from 7 exons. The record is from RefSeq and is a predicted model, not a curated record.